AUGGGCCGCAAGCCCAAUCCCCUCAUCCUCGAGUACUUCGUCCGUGGACCUAAGCUCAACGACAACAGUAAUCGAUAUCCGCAUACGUGCAAACAAUGCGGUGAGAAUUUUCCAAAGGGAAGGAUCGAUAGCUUGACAACACACAUCACCAAGAAAUGUCCCGCCAUCUCCGAGUCAGAUCGUAUGCGAGCAUGCCUCGAACUUCAUGGCAUCACCAAUGCACGAGCACCUGUCGAUCGACCGCCUCCUGAAGCGCAGCCGAACGGACAGCCAGUCGAUGCCCCCAACCUCCCCCAAGGGUGGAGCGCCCUCGAGACACUCGCCGAAGCCUCACGACAGGUUGAUUUGAAUGAGAACAAUCGUGCUCAGAGCGUACAGGCAGGCGUGGCUGACCCCGCUGACCCCGCCAACGCCCAGCAUGUUCCAGAACGCUUCGAGCUUCAAGAGCAAUUCACUCUAGAUAACCCUCCUGUGAGCUACGAGAACCGGUCGCAGCAGGGUAACAGAGGUAAUGGCCCCUUAGAGCCUGACUUGCAAGGUGCGCUUCUCACAACAGAUGUGUUAGGUGCAAUCCAGCAACCACUCCCAGGAACCGAGUUAUCACCCGAGGAACGACUUCAAGCAUUGCUUCCUAAUAGCGUUGCUUCCCCAGACGUCUCGAACAUUUCGGUCGCCGUUGCUGCUACAGCUAGGUUAAACCCGUCGCUUCUUGACCCCCAGCUCGUUCACGAGACUGGUACCUUGACUACACCGCCGUCCAUGGACAUUCCGACCCCGACAGAAGCCUCUCCCAGUGCCGUAACAGCUCCCGACAGUGGAAUUUCGCAACCGUGGGGCGAAAUGACAUACUUGGCGACUGCCUCGCCUGUUCCUUUACUUCACGAACAUCCACCGACACCUAUCCAGAUGAGCAGGGGUGGUGUUCGGAUGGACACAAGCGAUGGUCAACUCAAUGGCAGACCUCGACACGCGCGAUCCCGCUUUACUGCUGCGCGACGAAAGGAGGUGCAAGAAGUUCGGAAAAUAGGAACACCAUGUGACACGUGCAGGAAGGUUCUCGCACCGAGGGUUUGGAGGACUGGUUGUGUGCGAACGAGGCUCCAGGAGCAGCUUGAUUUGUACUCGGCGGGUGUGCAGGUUGUCCUGUCCCAAAAUCGCAUCAACCUCUUGAAGAACCAGCUAAAUAUGACCCAUGAUGGUACCAUGAUAGAGGUUUCGCACUUUCCUGAAACUGGCAAAGUCAUACUCCUCGAAGCUUUGGUUGCACUGCUAGAGCCUAGUGAGUCGCUAGCAGAAUCCAGAGGCAGCAAGGAUUCAUUCUUUCAGGUUAUUAUGAUCGAUCAGGACAAGGAAGAUGUUCCUGGUAAGGUUGAGGCCUAUAUGCGUGAUGUCUUUCAGCUUUUUAUCGACCGAGAGCCCUCCAAGUUCAUGCGUGUCACUCUGGGUCUUGCUCUUCAGCAAUUGCAAGAGUCAGAGGAUGAUCUACUUCGAAAGUCCUUGGAGCUAUGGGGUUUGGUGGAGAGCAUCGAUCGCGAGAGGCAGUGGAACGUUAUUGAAAGACCAGCCGAUAAGAACGAAGAGCCCAGGCGCAUCCAAGAAGCCAAAAGCGAGAACGAUGCUGACAUCUAUACAACCCUUUGCAUGCAGCUGAACGCGGCAGCUGAGAGAAAGGCCAACAACACUUCAAAGGCACUGCUCAGCGGAAUGCAUCGCGUCCUUCAGGACAGCAAGGUCAAGGUGAACUUCAAGAUGUAUCUGACGGCUGUCAUCUUCCUCAACUGUCUUGAGAAAUCGACUUGGGCUUUUAAGGCUUGGGAGCAAGAUCAUCUACGCCCUGGUUGGCCCCUAGAACGAGACCCGGGUGUCUUCACACAGCAGGGUGGUAAUUUAGCAGGGCUGCUGAAGAUGCUUCUGGCGAUCCGCAAAGCCCUGCCACAAACACUUCGCAGUGAAACAGGCAAGUUGAUCACCUCGGAGCAAGACCCUGUUAUAGGAACUUACUUCCAAAGCAUCGAUUUGGACUACGAUACAAUCCUAGCCCGCCAAGAUGGUUCUCCCUUCUCCCCAGCAGAUUCUCGAUCCCUCGAGAUGAUUCUCUGCUCUCACCUUCUCAUUACGAACACUCCUUGA
Molecule: messenger RNA, 2130 nt
Organism: Fusarium subglutinans
Lineage: Eukaryota; Fungi; Ascomycota; Sordariomycetes; Hypocreales; Nectriaceae
Exons: 3
Coding region: 1-2130 (709 amino acids)
Source: RefSeq, a predicted model, not a curated record